CAAAAUUCAUCAUUUGCGCUACUGCUCUUGCACAGCCUGCAAUUGUGAUAUAUGAAAAGUAAAAGACCAGAUAGAGACUUUUACCAUCAUCCACGGUACAGAUUAGCCGCUGAAGACCAUGGAGAUUCCCGUAAUGUCAGAGUUACCCGAACUGUUCCUGUAGCUGCAGAACCACCUAGCUACCAUAGAGAUGGGAUUAAUUCAUUGCUUGAACACCAUCCCUCACAAAAAUCUUUUAGUAAUGAGACGAAAAACGGUCGCCGUCUCCAGGAUCGUGAAAACACGAAUAAACUAAGAUCUGAUAAUCACUCUUCUGCGUCGGGUUUAGUUCCGAGACCUGCAGACGCCAACACAAAACCACUUAUUACUGCACCACCCCAGUUUAACAGUUCAAGAUCUGUAACUAGUAAUAAGCAGUAUUCUUCCAAACCAAGGCAGGAAUCUUUUGCCCCAAAUGAUGAUGUACAGAAUUCACGUUCACUCAGAAAUACCACUGUAAAUUCGACACCAGAAAAUUCUACGGAAAAACAUGGCGGACUUAUCCUUUUACCAAAAGAUGUGGACAUAUUUCAACAGAAUACUCAAAGCUCCAGGAAUCCUCGGCGUGAACCAGUUCGUUCUGAUUCGUCCAAACCAGUUGUUGUUGUCCGUCCGAGCUUCUCUAAUCCAUACAUUCAUCCUAAAACUACCAGCACCAGAUUAGAUUCACAAGGAGUUGACGAGUCAAAAUGUACCAGUCAAUGUAAACAGAGAUCAGACAAUGAUAUGAGUUCACACAAUUUUGCCAACGAUACAUCUUCCGAAUCAUCUGCUACUGCUGUUUUACCGGUCCCAUGGACUGAUGCUGCAAAAGCUGCAUUCUAUCAGUUUUUCAAAACUCAAACAAAAUUCAAUCCAUCUUCACCUCUUCAAACUGAAAGACAAUCGUCAAUACACCAUGUCGGUAAUCAACCUAAUUGUUUGUCUCCAGGAUCAACAGUUGUACAGCCUCCAAAGUAAGCCAAACCGUUGUAGA
Schistosoma turkestanicum is the source of this 1015-nucleotide messenger RNA. NCBI's taxonomy places the organism in Eukaryota, Metazoa, Platyhelminthes, Trematoda, Strigeidida, Schistosomatidae. The record is from the annotation of a GenBank genome assembly.